GUGGUACCAAAGGGAGGUGGCGGCGGCGUCCUGUGACCUCCAGGCGCCACCAUGGUCAGCGGGCGGCGGCCGCUCGUUCUUUCCGCCCAAAUUCCUGUUAAUAUUUAACGUGUGCCAAUGCCCACGGACCUUCUACAUGGAAGAGAGACUGCGUUAUUUCUCGGCGGACAUGGGAAACGCCACUCACACUUGUAUCAGAUGGGAUGAAGGAAUGAUUCACUACCAUGUUGGAGGCCUACCAGACUUGGGAAGUGGACCUAGUGGUGCAGUGACCUGUGGAACUUCUGAUGGAAGCCUUUGGACUCAAGACUCCUAUUGGAUAGAGGCACACGGUCAACGCCCAUCCUUCUUGAGAUGAAGACAAAGAAUUAUACAUCUUCCAUGACAACAAGACAAGCGAUCACCAUAUGAUCACAUGAAGCUCUUGUUGUUGGGUUUGCCUCUACAGUUUUCUCAAUGCCAUAAGAUUUGUGCCUCACUAUGGAAGGAUUGCAUGUUCCCUACCCUGGAAAAUAUCACAAAGUAAGUCAAACUACAGCUGUCGGAACUCAGACUAUCAUCCACCACCCAACUGGUUUUUACCCUAACUACAACAUCCAGGAUAACUCCAUUCCUAAUGUAGUGUCCAAUCCUCUGCAAAACCCUAUUCAGAACCCAACUGCACUCUCCAUAAAGGAAGCAAAUAAUCUAUUGGACGCUGACAAACCCUAUGAGUGUGAACGGUGUGGUAAAAGAUACGCUCAGAAAAGUCAUCUUACCAGUCAUAUUCAGUGGCACAACAAAGAAAAGAACUAUGAGUGCAAAAUAUGUGACAAGCGUUUUUCUAUGGAGAGCCACCUCAAUGGUCACAUGCUUGAGCACAGUCGUGAAAAGAAAUAUGAAUGUGAAAUAUGUGGUAAGCGAUUUACUAUGGAGAACUAUUUGACAAGUCACAUGCAUGCCCACAUUACAGAGAAGAAGUACGAGUGUGAGAUUUGCGAUAAACGUUUUGCAAUGCAGAAUCACUUGAAUAGUCACAUGCUAGUGCACUGUAUGGAUCGUAAAUAUGAGUGUGAAAUCUGUCGUAAGAGAUACACCCAACGUAGUCAUCUAAAUUCUCACAUGUUAAAGCACAGCAAAGAAAAAAACCACGAGUGUCUUCUGUGUGGCAAGAGAUACAACAUGGAGAGUCACCUUAAGAGCCACAUGCUUGUUCACAAUGACCAGGACAAGAAGUUUGAAUGUAUGGUAUGUGGUAAGAGGUUUCACAUGGAGGUGCAGCUUACAAGUCACAUGGUAACACACAAUGAAGAUCGCAAAUUUGAGUGUCCUCAGUGUGAUAAACGUUUCACUCUUGAACUGCACCUCAAUUCUCAUAUGAUGGUGCAUAAUACUGAGAAAAAAUUUGAGUGUCUGCUUUGCCACAAGCGUUUCACCAUGGAGAGUCAUUUGGUAAGUCACAUGUUGGUGCACAAUGAGAAGCGGUUUGAAUGUGAGAUUUGUGGCAAGCGGUUCAAUAUGGAGAGCCACUUGAACAGCCACAUCUUGGUUCACACUGUGGAGAAGAAUUUUGAGUGUGAGAUUUGCAAUAAGCGCUUUGCCAUGGAGAAUCACCUCACUAGCCACAUGUUGGUGCACAGUGAGGACAAAAAGUAUGCAUGUCAUGUGUGUCAGAAGCGCUUCAACAUGGAGUGGCACCUCACCAGCCACAUGUUGGUCCACAAUGAGGACCGUAAGUAUGAAUGUGAGCUGUGUGGCAAACGCUUCACCAUGGAAAGUCACCUUAACUCUCACAUGUUGGUGCACAAUGAGAAGAAGUAUGAGUGCCCUCUCUGCACUAAGCGCUUCAAUAUGGAGAGUCACCUGAGGAGCCACAUGUUGGUACACAAUGAGAAGAAGUUUGCAUGUAUGUUAUGCUCUAAGCGCUUCCUCAUGGAGGCCCAUCUUAAUGCACACAUGCUUGUGCACAGUGAAGAUAAGAACUUUGAAUGCAAUGUAUGUGGCAAACGAUUUAACAUGGAGUGUCACCUCAACAGCCACAUGCUGGUCCACAAUACCGACAAGAAUUUUGAAUGUCAAAUAUGCAACAAACGCUUUAAUAUGGAGAGCCACCUUAAUUCCCACAUGCUAGUACACAAUGAAAAGAAGUUUGAGUGUCCCUUGUGUAGUAAAAGAUUCAAUAUGGAGAGUCACCUGAACAGUCACAUGCUUGUGCAUAGUGACAAGAACUUUGAGUGUGAUGUGUGUGGGAAACGGUUCAGCCAGAGCAGCCACCUCAACAGUCAUCGAUUUGUCCAUAGCCAGGAGAAAAAAUAUGAAUGCCAGGUGUGCCGGAAGCGGUUUCACCAGGAGAGUCAUCUGACCAGCCACAUGUUUGUUCACUCAGAGGAUAAGGCAUUUGAGUGUGAGGAGUGUGGAAAGCGGUUUGGGCAGGAGAUUCACCUGAACAGCCACCGGUUCACUCAUAGUGGGAAGAAGACAGAAUAUCAGCAAAUCAUGACUAAUUAUGUCAAUAACCACAAGUAUAUGAGUGACGAAGACAAGCAGCACCAAUGUAAUGUCUGUGGGAAACGGUUCAUUCAUGAGAACCACCUCAACAUUCAUAAAUUUGUUCACAAGGAAGAAAAGAAGUAUGCCUGUGACAUCUGUGGCAAGCGCUUCUCCCAUGAAGCAUAUCUGAGCAGCCACCGCUAUGUCCACAAUGAAAAACGCUUUGAGUGUAAUCAGUGUGGAAAACGUUUCUCUCAUGAGAGCUACUUAAAUAGCCACAGCUUUGUGCAUAAUGAACGUAGAGAAGUUAAUUUCCAAAAACCACAAAUACCAGUGGUUCAGAAGGAACAGAAUACUCACGUUCAAGUGCAGCAACAAGAAAAGAAGCCCUUUGAAUGUGAUGAAAAUGGUAAGAUGUUAAUCCAGCAGACAUAUCAACCUCCUUAUGCUUAUGCUCAGUGGGAACAUGUGCGAACGUUGUGGUCAUUGUAAGUAAUGGUUCAGCAGAAGGAACAUGUGGAAGAAGAUCCCAAAACAUCUUUUAGGACUGGCAUCUUCAGUGUUUUUUUUUUUUUUUUUUUUCCUUGGCCAAAAUUCUUCUUACAUGACAAAGGAAACAAAUGUGGAAACUGAAUCCCAUAGCUGUGCAUCUUAUUGAGAGGAUUACUUCUUGAAGGAGAAGAUGUCUCAAAUUGAAACCUGAGUCUGUACUAAAGUUAGUUCAUGAAAAAAUAUGAAAUAAAGUAGAAUAAAUAGAAAUAAAACCACUAUACAAACUUUCAUGGCUAUUCAAGUGGUGUGUGAUGUACAUUAAGAAACUUCAUUGAAGUGAAAUCAAGUGGUGUGUGAUGUACAUUAGGAAACUUCAUUGAAGCACCCUUUUCUGAACCUCUGGACCAAACACUUGUGUUAUUAUUAUAAUGCAAAAGGUAGCAAGGUUGAAUUAUAUGGAAAUGAUAACCAAAAGAUAUGUGAGUGACAUCUAAAUGGAUGGGAGUUUUUAAUAUAAAAGUAAAGUGAAACCCAUAAUACUGAAAUUAAAAUAAGGUGAGGGAAACAAAACAUUGCACAUGACUCCACAAUUAUUGUGUGAAGAAUGUGAUUAUGUAGUGAAAUGAAUUGUAAGUAAAAAUAUGACUCUAAAAAGUGGAAGAAAAACAAACAAGGAAAGAAACAAAGGGGCAGAGUACAUUGUGACAUGCAAGAGAGUUUAUUGUACAAUACAUAACAUUUAUAUUUACUGGAUGUAGUAUGUGUAGCAGUCAUGUCUGAUAGGGGAAAGGGAGAGGGAAAGGGAAUAAGGUUAGAGAUUUGGGUGUCAUUGGUAUGAUAUAUUAUGGUAGAUACAGUGCUGUUAUCCCUCACAGCUUUGGACCAGUUGUGCUUCACAUCAGCAUUUCGUAAUAUAACUUUGUGUUUGGUUAAGGACACAGUUGAUUCCAAUUGCCAUCUAGAGCCCUGAAUUAUCUUCAUUAAACUAUUGUAUACAAUUGUUGGCUUCAAUAUUGAUGACAAGUAAGACAGUAAAUGGCCUCUUAAUGCAUUUCAUCUGUUACUUGAUGGAUCCAACAAAAAUGCUUGCAUUUGUUAAUGAUGACAAUGUUGCAGAAUUUUAGGGAAAGGUAUUUAUUAAUAUAAAAGAAUGAAGUGUGUAUGCUCAAAGUCUUGAUUGGUUGCUGGGAAAAAAAUUCCAUGUAGCUAUGAAAUUCUCAAUGGAAAGUCUUAUUGUCUGAUAUAGAAGUUUUCAAUUUUAAGGGCAACCAUAGAACUGCUUAGCUUUGAGUGUAAGGACAUAGCAUAGUCAAUGUAUCAUAGUUCUGAGUUGAAAGUCUGAAGGGAAAAGUAUCAGUGUUCUAUUCUUGCUGCAAACCCAUAAUUAAUUAUUUGGUAUUACAUAUUUAAAGAGAAUAUUAUAUGAAAAAAGACAGAAAAAAGAAACGUAAACAUGGACAGUGGAAGUUCUCUUAGAAUGGAGGUUACUUUUUUCUAUUUUAUUUUAUUCUUCUUAAUACAUAUAUAUAGAUUAUAUUAGAUUUUAUACAUAUAUUUUCUUUAUGUUUUUGAGUUUUUAUCUUAUGACUAUGGCUACAGUAAAUUUGAUAUAAUUUUAUUUUAAGCUAAGCAUCUUAAUGCACACACACACACACACACACACACACACACACACACACACACACACACACACACACACACACUAUAUAUAUAUAUGGAGGAAAAAGAAAAGUUUAAUAAUUACAAUGCUAUAUCUUGCGUACCUGAAUGACUGUGGGAAGGAGAUAAGGGUGGUCCAGUUAAAAGGCAUCUUACAGUAGAUUUUGAAUCACUAAUCUGAAUGUGUGUGUGUGUGUGUGUGUGUGUGUGUGCAUGCAUUUAAUUAGUUGUAUAUUACCAGGUUCAAGCAGGAUUCAUAGUGACCUGUCUUCAGAUCUUCUUUUAUCAACUUUUCGUUAAAUUCAUGCACAUUUUCUGUUGUUACAAUCUCUUCAUUCAAGCUGUUCCAGAUGUCCACCAUUCUAUGUAAGAAACUAAACUCUGUGUGUGUGUGUGUGUGUGUGUGUGUGAGAGAGAGAGAGAGAGAGAGAGAGUGAGUGAGUUUUUAUUAGCUUUCUUUGUACAAGCUGUCAAUAAGAAUCUUGAAGCUCUUACCUACCAUCUUAAAGAUCUUACAGAGAUAUACAAGAAUUGGACAUCAUCAUUCUCAGAGCUGAUGAGACAUAAUGAAACACUGUUGUAUGGUUGUAUGAAUUUAUAGGUGUUUUUGAUACCUUAAGAAUGAAUUGUUUUUGCAUGUUGAAAAGAAAAUGUUAACUACUUUCAACUUUCACUCAAAUGAUAUUAUGUUAUAUACACAGUUGUAUACAACUGUGCUUAUUUGACUAGUGUGUUCUAGAUGUCAAUAUUCUUUGUAUUAUACUCUUAAAAAUUGUUUGAUUGAGUGAGAAAAGAGAGAGAAAAUGAUAAAUAAUGUCAUAGUACAGCAUUUCUUAUAGUUAUUCUUUAAACUGAUAGUUCUUAUGUUAAUAUUUUUGUCAUUGUUAUUAUUAUUAUUUUUUUACUUUUUUUUUUUUACUAUCAUUAUCCAUCAUCAUCACAAAAGUAUAUGUUUGUGAAAUAUGAUGCUCCUAUUCCUUAAAAUCUUAUAAAACUUAUUGCAGCCAAACUCCAUGCAAGUUAUCAUUAUGAAAAUGUUAAAAGUCUCAAUGGUUGUUACUUACUGCUUUUGUUGAGUGUACCUCAAUUACAUUUCUUGUAACCUAUGCUGUGUCAGCUAGAUGUAGAGCUUGCUUGGAUGCAUGGUGGUAUUGGCCAAUUUUCUGUUUCUUACUUUAUCCUUGAAGUUUUAAAGACAAAACUAAGAUAAAACACUACAAUUCUUUGUUAUCAAAAUCAGGCUCAUAAUGCUUAUCUUUUAUUGCACUGUCAUUAUUCUCAGGCUGAUCACUAUCAUGGAUUGUAAAGUGUUAGUCAACUCUUAAAUCUCCUUUUCUGUUGGUUUUCUUCGCUACAGGCUGUGUUGCUGUUAGCAGGUAAUGAAGUAUUUAGUGUACUGGCUUGACUGCGUUUGCCUCUUCUCAUUCCAGAUAAUCUAGGCAAAUAUGGUACUAGGAUCCAUUUUUUAGGAUUGUUAUAAGCAAGAGGCCCAGAAGUAAUAUUAAAGUUGUAUUUGGUGCUGGUCAGACCUCAUCUAGAUUGUGUUGUUCAGUUCUGGUCUCCAAAUUAUGGGAAGGAUAUAGGUCUACUAAAAUCAGUACUAAGGAAGGAUGUUCCCUAUGAAAUGAGAUUAUAACUAUUAAAUUUGCAUCCUUUAGAGAGGUGUAGGUUAAUAGAUGACAUGAUUGAAGUCAUUAAGUGGGGUAGGGGACAUAAGCAAAGUUCUUAGGAUUAGUAACUAGGACAGAACCAUAAACAAUGGGUUCAAACUUGAAAACUGUAGGUAAGAGAAAGAUGGGUUCUCAAUUAGAGUGGCAGAUGAAUAGAACGGGCUCAGAGUAAUCACAUUGUUAGUGUUAAGUCAAUAGGGAGCUUUAAAAGGGAGUCAGGUAUUCUAUGGAUGGGGGUGUUACAUGGAAAUGGGUAUGUAUAUUUCAUACAUGGACUGCCACAUGUAGGCCUGAUGGCUUCUUGCAGUUUCUCUUAUUUAAAGUCCUUACGCAUGCAGUCAUACCUUGUGAUUUGAACGUCCCUCAAUUCAAACACAAACACUUGUUGAAGUAAUACCAUUUAGUCGGUGUCCUUUCCUUCCCUUCGUCCAUUCCUUGCUCCUAUCCCUCAGCCCUUCCCAUAUCUUUCUAUAAUAUUUUUUCACCCACCCUCUUUUUCCUCCUUCCACCCAUCUCUCUCCUCCCCCCAUCGAUAAUUAAAAUUUUGUCCACUACAAAACUGUUUUCAAGACUGAAGACAGCAGGAACUUUUGAUGAUGACUUUACAAUGGUAUAUAUCUUUCUAUAAUAUUUUUUCACCCACCCUCUUUCCUCCUUCCACCCAUCUCUCUCCUCCCUCCAUCGAAAAUAAAAAUUUUGUCCACUACAAAACUGUUUUCAAGACUGAAGACAGCAGGAACUUUUGAUGACUUCUUUACAAUGGUAUGUUGCAUAAAAUUUCAAGGUCAUUAUUUUUGUCUCAAACAUAUAAGACAAACUACUUUUCUCUCUUAAGAUAAUUCAAGUCCUGUUUUAUUUGUCUAUGUCUUGGGAUGAUUUUCAAGUCCUGUCUUAUUUGAAGUUCUUUUCACUAUUGUUUUCUGUAAUCUAUGAUUUCCCUUUGGUUCUGUGUUUAGGACACAAUAUGAAUCGAUAAAAAAUCAAUAUAAUUAA
Messenger RNA from Portunus trituberculatus (swimming crab), 7283 nucleotides. Its product is annotated as zinc finger protein 493-like. The record is from RefSeq and is a predicted model, not a curated record. Gene Ontology annotation, cellular component: nucleus. Gene Ontology annotation, biological process: regulation of transcription by RNA polymerase II. Lineage: Eukaryota; Metazoa; Arthropoda; Malacostraca; Decapoda; Portunidae. The coding region runs from base 481 to 2961 and encodes 826 amino acids. The transcript is spliced from 4 exons. Gene Ontology annotation, molecular function: RNA polymerase II transcription regulatory region sequence-specific DNA binding; DNA-binding transcription factor activity, RNA polymerase II-specific.